AUGGAUAAAGGAAAUGGCACCACAGUGACAGAAUUUAUUCUUGUGGGACUAUCAGAGAUUCCUGAGAUCCAACAAUAUCUCUUUUGCAUUUUUCUUGGCAUCUAUAUAAUCACUGUACUUGGAAAUGCAUCAAUUAUUCUUAUAUAUAAAUUCAGUCCCAGUCUGCACACCCCUAUGUAUUACUUCCUCAGCAACUUUUCCUUUCUUGAAAUCUGUUACGUUUCAGCGAGCUCUCCGAAAAUGCUGCAAAAUAUGCUAGUGGAGAAAAAAACAAUAUCUUUUUACUGCUGUUUUACCCAGAUCUACAGCAUUGUGCACCUCGCUGGCACGGAGUUCUAUGUGCUUGCAGCCAUGGCUUAUGAUCGAUACAACGCCAUUUGCCACCCUCUCUUGUACAGGAUCAUUAUGAAUAACAGGGUUUGUGCCCAGCUUAUCGCUGGCUCUUGGGUUAUUGGUGCCGCAAACUCUCUUGUUCACACACUGCUUACACACACAUUGUCCUUCUGUUCCAAUAAAGUGAAUCAUAUCUUCUGCGAUGUCCCACCUUUGCUGAAACUUGCAUGUACAGACACAUGGAUCAAUCAAAUCGUCAUGUACAUGGUAGGCGGUUCUGUUACUGGCGGUGCAUUUAUAUUGAUAAUCAUUUCAUACACACACAUCCUCUCAACUAUUCUAACAAUUCACUCUGCAUCGGGAAGGAAGAAAGCUUUCUCCACUUGUACUUCUCACUUGACAGUUGUAACAAUAUUUUAUGGCUCAAUUUUUUUCAUUUACUUAAGGCCUAAAUCAAGUUACGCUAUGCACCAUGAUAGAUUGGUUGCCAUCAUGUAUACCAUUGUUGCUCCUCUGCUAAACCCUUUCAUUUAUAGCCUAAGAAACAAUGAUGUCAAAGCUGCUGUGAGAAAAUUACUGAAUAGAAGAAUAUUAACCUGGAAAAUCUGA
Xenopus tropicalis (tropical clawed frog) is the source of this 942-nucleotide messenger RNA. RefSeq names its product olfactory receptor family 5 subfamily AP member 2 (gene or5ap2). Gene Ontology annotation, biological process: detection of chemical stimulus involved in sensory perception of smell; G protein-coupled receptor signaling pathway; signal transduction. Gene Ontology annotation, molecular function: G protein-coupled receptor activity; olfactory receptor activity. Gene Ontology annotation, cellular component: plasma membrane; membrane. The transcript has a single exon. The record is from RefSeq and is a predicted model, not a curated record. Bases 1 to 942 code for a protein of 313 amino acids. Lineage: Eukaryota; Metazoa; Chordata; Amphibia; Anura; Pipidae.